AUGGAUAUUGUUUUGCUAGACAAACUCGACAGUUCAUCAGAGGAAGAUUAUGCAGAAUUCGAUUUACAUGUGUUAUACUGGAUAUCAAAUCAUAUGAAGUUUACAGAGGAAUAUGCUGAAUAUAGACUUUUAAUAACUUGGAUGAAGAAAACAAAUGAGUAUUCUACGCAAUACGCACAAGUUCACUCUAAUAAUGACAGACAGAGACAGCAGACACGAUACAUCGAACGAGCGAUAUGA
This is a messenger RNA of Parnassius apollo (apollo), 240 nucleotides long. Lineage: Eukaryota; Metazoa; Arthropoda; Insecta; Lepidoptera; Papilionidae. The record is from the annotation of a GenBank genome assembly.